Messenger RNA from Solea senegalensis (Senegalese sole), 4282 nucleotides. It is a transcript of the gene pygmb, whose product is annotated as phosphorylase, glycogen, muscle b. Gene Ontology annotation, cellular component: cytoplasm. Gene Ontology annotation, molecular function: glycogen phosphorylase activity; pyridoxal phosphate binding. The transcript is spliced from 20 exons. The record is from RefSeq and is a predicted model, not a curated record. Lineage: Eukaryota; Metazoa; Chordata; Actinopteri; Pleuronectiformes; Soleidae. Bases 127 to 2655 code for a protein of 842 amino acids. Gene Ontology annotation, biological process: glycogen catabolic process.
GGCAGUUCCAGCGCAUCUACCCGGCUGCCACUGCUCAGAGGAUUGAGAGAGUUGAGCGGUCAGUCUGCUAGGGUGACAUUGAAAGUAAACUCCUGAAAUAGAACGGAAGCGAGCGCCGGGGAAAAGAUGGCAAAACCACUGACAGACCAGGAGAAGAGGAAGCAGAUAUCUGUGCGCGGACUGGCCGGAGUGGAAAACGUCGCAGACCUGAAAACUAAUUUCAACAGGCACCUCCAUUUCACGCUGGUGAAGGACAGGAAUGUCGCCACCAAGCGAGACUACUACUUCGCCCUGGCCAACACGGUGCGGGACCACCUGGUGGGCCGCUGGAUCCGGACCCAGCAGCACUACUACGAGAAAGACCCGAAACGCGUCUACUACCUCUCCCUGGAGUUUUACAUGGGCCGAACUCUGCAGAACACAAUGGUUAAUCUGGCUUUGGAGAACGCCUGUGAUGAAGCCACAUACCAGCUGGGUCUGGACAUGGAGGAGCUGCAGGACAUCGAGGAAGACGCCGGUCUAGGAAAUGGCGGACUGGGUCGUCUGGCUGCUUGCUUCCUGGACUCCAUGGCCUCUCUGGGUCUGGCCGCUUACGGAUACGGCAUCCGCUACGAGUUCGGCAUCUUCAAUCAGAAAAUAGUCAGCGGCUGGCAGGUGGAGGAAGCCGACGACUGGCUGCGUUACGGUAACCCCUGGGAGAAAGCUCGCCCCGAGUACAUGCGCCCCGUCCACUUCUACGGACGAGUGGAACACACGGACGAGGGAGUGCAGUGGGUGGACACACAGGUGGUGCUGGCUCUGCCCUAUGACACCCCAGUCCCCGGCUACAGAAACAACAUCGUCAACACCAUGAGACUGUGGUCGGCGAAGGCUCCCUGUGACUUCAACCUCAAAGACUUUAAUGUCGGCGGCUACAUCCAAGCUGUGCUGGACCGAAACCUGGCUGAGAACAUCUCCAGGGUUCUUUACCCCAACGACAACUUCUUUGAAGGGAAGGAGCUGCGUCUCAAACAGGAAUACUUUGUCGUCGCCGCGACUCUUCAAGACAUCAUCCGCCGAUUCAAAGCCUCCAAGUUUGGCUCCACGGAGUUUGUGCGCAUGGAUCUUUCUGCUCUGCCAGACAAGGUGGCCAUCCAGCUGAACGACACUCACCCCGCUUUAGCCAUCCCUGAGCUGAUGAGGAUCCUGGUGGACGUGGAGAAACUCACCUGGACGGAGGCCUGGGACAUCGUGGUUCGUACCUGUGCCUACACCAACCACACCGUCCUGCCUGAAGCUCUGGAGCGCUGGCCCGUCGACCUCUUCCACAACCUCCUGCCUCGACACCUGGAGAUCAUCUACGAGAUCAACAGGAGGCACAUGGAGCGCAUCGCUAGUAUUUACCCCGGCGACUUUGACCGCAUGCGUCGGAUGUCCCUGAUCGAGGAAGGCGACGUGAAGAAGAUCAACAUGGCUCACCUGUGCAUCGUAGGCUCGCACGCCGUCAACGGAGUGGCCCGUAUCCACUCUGAGAUCAUCAAAGAGACAGUGUUCAAGGAUUUCUACGAAGUCGACCCAGAGAAGUUCCAGAACAAGACCAACGGCAUCACACCCAGACGCUGGCUGGUCAUGUGCAACCCCGGCCUGGCUGAGGUCAUUGCUGAGAGGAUUGGUGAAGACUACAUCCGUGAUCUGGACCAGCUGAAGAAACUUCUGGACUUCGUGGACGACGACGCCUUCAUUCGGGAUGUCGCUAAAGUCAAACAAGAGAACAAGAUGAAGUUUUCCGUUCACCUGGAAGAACACUACAAGGUGAAGAUCAACCCCAACUCCAUGUUCGAUGUCCAGGUGAAGAGGAUUCACGAGUACAAGAGACAGCUGCUCAACUGCCUGCACAUCAUCACACUGUACAACCGCAUCAAGAAGGAGCCUAAAAAGUCAUGGACCCCCAGGACAGUCAUGAUCGGAGGAAAGGCGGCUCCAGGUUACCACACUGCCAAGAUGAUCAUCAAGCUGAUCACAUCAAUUGGAGACAUUGUCAACAAUGAUCCAGUGGUGGGAGAUCGCCUCAAGGUCAUCUUCCUGGAGAACUACCGGGUCACUCUCGCUGAGAAAAUCAUCCCCGCGUCCGACCUGUCGGAGCAGAUUUCCACAGCGGGCACCGAGGCCUCCGGCACCGGGAACAUGAAGUUCAUGCUGAACGGCGCCCUCACCAUCGGCACCAUGGACGGCGCCAAUGUGGAGAUGGCAGAGGAGGCCGGAGAGGAGAACCUCUUCAUCUUCGGCAUGAGGGUGAAAGAUGUUGAGGCUAUGGACAAGAAGGGCUACGAUGCCAAGUCGUACUACAACCGUAUUCCAGAGCUGAAGCAGGCGAUGGACCAGAUCUCAGGAGGUUUCUUCAGCCCCAGCCAGUCUGACCUCUUCAAAGACCUCGUCAAUAUGCUGAUGAAUCAUGACAGGUUCAAGGUGUUUGCAGAUUAUGAAGACUACAUUAAGUGCCAGGACAAAGUCAGUGCACUCUACAAGAACCCGAAAGAGUGGACCAAGAUGGUGAUCCACAACAUCGCCGGCUGUGGCAAAUUCUCCAGCGACCGCACCAUCUCCCAGUACGCCAGAGAGAUCUGGGACAUGGAGCCCAAUCUGGAGAAGAUCGCGGCUCCCGACGAUCCUCGCUAAACCACAACUUCAUCCUCCUCCUCCUCCUCUUCUCCGUAUAGCGCCCUCUGUGGUCCAACCAUGAGAGAGGAGUCCUGUAGCUUCUUCACGGUGUUAUGUGGCAUUAUGUCUUUUACAUUACUGAUUCUUCAUCUUAUAGCAGUCCAUAUUAUAACUUCUCUCUCUGUGUCACUGUUGUGUGAAAACCCCAUGUGAGCCUUUCAGCCGCUAAGGAACAGCCUGGAUUUCCACCUUGAAAUCAUCGGGGGUUCUUCAGCACGAGUGAAACCAUUAACGAUGCACUUCCCUGUUUUCCAACACUUGGAAUUCAAUACGUCUGGAGCAGAAUCAGACGUUUUUUUUACUCUUAUUCUGUGUCAGUGAUUGUACCUUUUUAAACCAGAUUACCAUGCUACGGUUUUCACACAACAGCGAUGCAUCUGUUACAUUCCCCUUCUCCUCUUUGACUCCUAAAGGUCCAGUAAAAAAAAAUAAGGUUAAAGCUGCUGUCAGGCAUUUUGUUUUUCUUCCAGAACUCUUUUGGUUUGCGGGGCAUUUAUUUGCCAUCAAACACUCCUUUUCGCCGAUUAACUUAAUGAAAAACACUUUUUGUCUUCACCGUUGUCACAUUAUUAUGAAAACAAGUCUAACCUUAACUUUUUAACUCCAGGCUUCUACUGCUACUAACUUAAAUGUUGUUCUAUAUAUAAAGAAAGAUCUAAUAUAUUAAAAGUCUAGUUUGUACAUUAGUAUUUAUUAAAAAAUAGAUAUAAACUAUGCAAACUGUCCCGCUGAAUACGCUCUCCCCCUCCCCGCUGGAGGAACGUGACUUUAUACGUCCUUUGAUGAGGUUCUGGGUUUUUGGCGAUGUGUGUGUUUUUUAAAGUGGCACAAGUCAGAAAAGCAACGCUUAUUUUUAGGGGUUCAGAGUGUAGAUUAAGAAAGAAAUGAUAAGAUUAUGGUGGUGAUUUGGGAAAACGUAGCGGCCUUUUCUCCAGAGCUGUCAGAGCCAUUGAACUGACUUUCCACUGACAGCAGCUUUAAUUUUAAAGCAAUCCAAACUGUUCUGUCUCCAAACCAAACUCCUUUGUCUUCCAUGGAAGUGAGAAGUGAACAACAACCUCAAAGCAGCAUUUUGUUGUUUAUUUUAAGAUAUAAACUGAUACCCUCGUUGACAUUACAUGAGUAUUUCAUAGUUAAAGACUCCGGCUGUUCCGUUUAGUGUUUUACGAUGUGCGCUGAAUGUAUCCAUGCGUGUGUUUUACCUGUCGGCAUGACCGUGUCUGUCUCACUCUGCUGUAUCCUCCUUCCUACAAGUUAGACGAUAACCAAACCUAGAAAUGCCUAGAAACUGUAAUAACAGACUUUAUUUUUAUUUAAAGAUAUAUAUACUGUCAGUGUGUGUGCGCGCGCGUGUGUGUGCGUUGAGUGGCGUAGCUGUGUGUUUACCAUAUUAUUGAGUCUAUGACACUGUGAUGAUCGGCUUUAUUGAUGUACUGUAUCGGCAUAAAUGUCCCGCUUCAGCUGCUCUGUGCGACUGUGGUGCUGUGAAAAAAAAAAAAAACGAGCGGUUGACCUCACUGACACUAACACUUUCACUGUCACGCUGUGUUUUUGUUUUUUUUAGGUCAAUAAAAUUAUAAAGUUA